Pseudozyma hubeiensis SY62 is the source of this 1833-nucleotide messenger RNA. RefSeq lists its product as hypothetical. Bases 1 to 1833 code for a protein of 610 amino acids. Gene Ontology annotation, biological process: rRNA processing. NCBI's taxonomy places the organism in Eukaryota, Fungi, Basidiomycota, Ustilaginomycetes, Ustilaginales, Ustilaginaceae. Gene Ontology annotation, cellular component: nucleolus. Gene Ontology annotation, molecular function: ATP binding; RNA binding; RNA helicase activity. The record is from RefSeq and is a predicted model, not a curated record. The transcript has a single exon.
AUGGAAUUUUUGCUGUUCGGGUUCUUCUUAUCCUGCAGAUUGCGCAAACACCGCCAACGUUCCUCCCGUCCACUCACGCACUCUCUGCUAAAGACCUCCGUCAACAUCAACAGAAUGACGACAAGCACAACAGAAAAGGCGCUCGAGGAUCGCGCCAAGUCGCUUCACAAGAAGGAGAAGAAGGCCGCCGCCAAAGCCGCUGCAGCCGAGGGCUCGCCUUCUCCAGCUUCCCCAAGCAAGAAGGACAAGAAGGACAAGAAGGAGAAAGAUAAGAAGCGUUCCGCUGACGAUGCUGCUGACGAUGACGAAAAGGCAGCCAAGAAGCGUCGCAAGGAGGAGAAGAAGGCCAAAAAGGCUGCUGCCAAAGCAAGUGCCGCCACCUCCAUUGAAUCCACCCCUGCGGCUGCACCAGCUCCCGUAGCAUCUUCGUCCUCAUCAGCCUCCUUCGCACCCACUAAUCCUGCUGCCGCUCGAGCUUUCCUCGAGUCCAACAACAUCACCAUCGAGGCGCCCGAAGAGUCCAACGAGCGCCCACCGCUGCCCAUGGUCGACUUCCGCGAGCUCGAAGGCAAGAUCGACGCAGCUGUCAAGAAGACGCUCGAUGCGCAAGGCUUCACAACUCCGACACCCAUCCAGGCCUGCUGCUGGCCCGUACUGCUGCAGAACAAGGACGUCGUUGGUAUUGCCGAGACCGGUUCAGGCAAGACAUUUGCUUUCGGUUUGCCAGCAUUGCAGCACUUGGUCACCAAGCACAAGGUGCUUGACAGUGGAAAGAAGAAGGCGAAGGGUGCGCAGGUCAACGUCCUCGUUGUAGCACCGACACGAGAGCUUGCCAUCCAGACGGAAGAGAACAUGGCCAAGCUCGGCAAGUCGAUGGGUAUUGGUAUGAUCUGCCUGUACGGCGGUGUUUCCAAGCAGGAGCAGGUGCGAUUGCUCAACCAGACGCCUACCGUUCGUAUCGUAGUCGGCACACCCGGUCGUGUCUUGGACAUGGCAAGAGACGGCUCGCUCGACCUUUCGGGCGUAUCAUAUCUCGUACUGGACGAGGCGGAUCGCAUGCUCGACAAAGGUUUCGAGCCCGACAUCCGCGCCAUCAUCGGCAUGUGCAAGUCACGCGAGGAGGGUCGUCACACUUCCAUGUUCUCCGCUACGUGGCCGCCUGCAGUCCGCGGUCUGGCCGAAUCUUUUAUGAACGGGCCUGUCCGCGUCACUGUCGGGUCCGACGAGCUGUCUGCCAACCGUCGUGUCGAGCAGACCGUCGAGGUGCUAGCUGAUGGGUACGCUAAGGAGCGACGACUCAACGAUUUCCUGCGCUCCGUCAACGCCCAGCGCUCCAAGGACAAGAUCCUCAUCUUUGCUCUCUACAAGAAGGAGGCACAGCGCGUAGAGCAAACAUUGCGCCGAGGCGGAUUCAAGGUGUCAGGCAUCCACGGCGACUUGGGCCAGAACGAGCGUAUCGCUUCGCUUGAACGAUUCAAGUCUGCGGAAACGCCGCUUCUCGUCGCUACCGAUGUUGCCGCACGAGGUCUCGACAUCCCCAACGUCGAGCAUGUCAUCAACUACACCUUCCCAUUGACGAUCGAGGACUACGUGCACCGCAUCGGUCGUACCGGCCGUGGCGGAAAGACGGGAAAGAGUCUUACCUUCUUCACCGAGAUGGACAAGGCUCAUGCCGGUGAGCUCAUCAGGGUGCUCAAGGAUGCGGAUCAGAAGGUGCCGGAUGACCUGACCAAGUUCCCUACGACGAUCAAGAAGAAGACCCACUCGAGCUACGGCGAUCACUUCAAGGAGCUGGUCCCCGGUAAAGCCAAGAAGAUCACCUUCGACGACUAG